UCUCUCUCGCUCGCUUCCUCGGUUGCUCACUCUGUGUGUGUUCCCUCCUUGUGCUGAGCCGCGGCCGCGGCCGGCCUUCCGCCUCCUCCUCGCCUCCUCGCGCGCGCCGCUGGCGAGCGGCCUCGGAGUGCGCGGCGUGUGCAAGUGCUCCUACUCUCCUUCGCGAUCCCACUCUCCUCCUCCGCACCUCAGCUUUGCUCUCGCGCAGGGCCAGCGAGCUGGUUCGGAGAGGGCGGUGUGGCUGGCCUCCCCUUCCACUGACCUCCGUCUCGUCUCUUCUCGAAUCGAAUCGAACGAACUGAAGAUAGUCAGCUGAUACUAGUGAAGAUGAACCGGGAAUCAAAUUUCAUGCCUACUCCUGAUCAGGAUGUUCUGGAAGUCAAGCCCCUGAGGACUUUGGCUCCAAUGUUCCCUGCACCAUUGGGGAUCGAUGUGCUUAACCGGUUGACAGCCCCACCGUUGGUAUUUGUCGCACCAGCUGGGCAGUUUCCUGGGGGUUUUGGAUCUUUGAACAUUCCUGCGGUCAGAUCGUUUGCCGCUUUCGGUGGUCAGGAUGCUAGUGGAGGCAAGACUGCUGGUGGUGGUGAUCAGGAUGCUAGUGGAGGCAAGACUGCCGCUGGCGGUGAUCAGGAUGCUGGUAGAGGCGAGACUGCUGCUUUUGGUGGUCAGGAAACUGUCAGAGGUGAAUUUGUUGCAAAUGGGACUCCAAAUGUAGGUGCUAGUGCAACUGGGCCAAUUGACGCCACUCCUAUCUCAGCUUGCAAAUCAACACAACCAAGUGUGAUAUCACUGGAUGAUGAUGACAAUGAUGAUGAUGAGCCUUACGGUGGUAACCAAACAUCAGCAUCUGGACGGAAGAUCAAGAGGCCAUCCCAUCUCAAAGGAUAUAAUGUAAGUGAUGGUUUGGGCACCGACAGCUCCAACGGAACAAAGAAACGCCCUAAGACCUCUAAUAGGAAGGCUGCUACUGACAAUGAGAUUUCCUUGAUGCCUCCAUCCAGCGAUCCCAGGGAGGUUGUGGAAGUGCUUCUCAUGACCUUCGAGGCACUGCGGCGUAGGCAUCUUCAAUUGGAUGAGACACAAGAGACUAGCAAACGUGCAGACCUGAAGGCUGGUGCCAUCAUGUUGGCCAGUAAUCUGAGGGCUAACAUUGGGAAGAGGAUUGGAGCUGUCCCUGGAGUUGAAGUAGGGGAUAUUUUCUACUUCAGGAUGGAGCUAUGCAUUAUCGGCUUGCAUGCACCUAGCAUGGGUGGAAUUGAUUAUAUGAAUAAGUUUGGUGAUGAGGAUGACUCUGUAGCAAUAUGUAUUGUUGCUGCAGGUGUUUAUGAGAAUGAUGAUGAUGAUACAGAUACACUGGUCUACAGUGGUUCUGGAGGUAUAAGCAGGAACAGUGAGGAGAAGCAGGACCAGAAGCUUGAGAGGGGUAACCUUGCUCUUGAGAGGAGCCUGUCCAGAAAGAACGUGAUCCGGGUUGUACGUGGUUACAAGGAUCCAGCUUGCUUGACUGGGAAAGUUUAUAUCUAUGAUGGUCUUUAUAAGAUUCAUGAGUCCUGGAAAGAAAGAACAAAGACUGGGAUCAAUUGUUUCAAGUACAAGUUGCAGCGAGAGCCAGGACAGCCUGAUGCAGUUGCAAUCUGGAAGAUGUGCCAGAGAUGGGUAGAAAAUCCAGCUGCUAGAGGCAAAGUUUUGCACCCUGAUCUAUCAUCAGGUGCUGAAAAUCUCCCAGUGUGUCUUAUCAAUGAUGUUAACAGUGAGAAAGGACCAGGGCACUUCAACUAUAUUACUCAGGUCAAGUACUUGAAGCCACUCCGCUCUAUGAAGCCAUUUCAGGGUUGCAGAUGCACUAGUGUUUGUCUGCCUGGUGAUACCAGUUGUGAUUGUGCACAGCAUAAUGGAGGUGACUUACCGUACAGUUCAUCCGGAUUGCUUGUAUGUCGCAAGCUUAUGGUAUAUGAAUGUGGUGAAUCUUGCCGAUGUUCAAUCAACUGUCGUAAUAGGGUAGCCCAAAAGGGAGUAAGGAUCCACCUUGAGGUCUUCAGGACAACAAAUCGAGGCUGGGGUCUUCGUUCAUGGGAUCCUAUACGGGCUGGGUCAUUUAUUUGUGAGUAUGUUGGUGAGGUUGUUGAUGAUACUAAAGUUAAUUUGGAUGGUGAAGAUGAUUAUCUUUUUCGAACUGUCUGUCCUGGCGAGAAGACAUUAAAAUGGAAUUAUGGGCCUGAAUUGAUAGGGGAACACAGCAUAAAUAUUUCAGCUGAUACUUUUGAGCCGCUGCCCAUCAAGAUAAGUGCAAUGAAAAUGGGAAAUGUUGCACGUUUCAUGAACCAUAGUUGCAACCCUAACACCUUCUGGCAACCAGUUCAAUUUGACCAUGGAGAGGAUGGUUAUCCACACAUCAUGUUCUUCGCACUGAAGCAUAUUCCUCCCAUGACAGAACUGACUUAUGACUAUGGCGACAUCGGAUGUGAAUCUAGGGGUGUAGGUUCUAGAGCUAAGAACUGCCUUUGUGGAUCCUCAAAUUGCCGGGGCUUUUUUAGCUGACUGUUGAAGAUGUGCAUUAUCUUAUCAACAUGCAAAUAUAUUUACCUGAUCCUUUUGCUUUUUUGGUGGUACUAGGAAGUGGACUAUGUUCAAGACUUUAGAAGUAUGGAGAAGCUGGUUACUUCAAAUGGCUAACCUCGUUUGCCGCUGUGGAAGUAGUAAUAGUAAAUUAGUGCAACAUUUGCAAUGCCCAUUCUCGUGGUGUCUCUUGCGAUGUGUGAUUGUAGGCCUUGCAAGAUCAAUUUUGUAAAAUUAUGUGGGGGGGGUGGGGGGGGGAUGUGAUGCUGCUGAUCUGACUACAGUCGAUGAUGUUUGGGUAGGCAAAGUUGGGACUGAACCCCUCGCGGUCAGCUGUGAAUUCAGAAGCUGAGAUAUUUGGAUGAAUGCUGAUAUGGUGGCAUAUGGUUCUUCGAAA
Oryza sativa Japonica Group (Japanese rice) is the source of this 2953-nucleotide messenger RNA. Its product is annotated as histone-lysine N-methyltransferase, H3 lysine-9 specific SUVH1. Gene Ontology annotation, cellular component: nucleus. Lineage: Eukaryota; Viridiplantae; Streptophyta; Magnoliopsida; Poales; Poaceae. The record is from RefSeq and is a predicted model, not a curated record. Gene Ontology annotation, molecular function: double-stranded DNA binding; protein binding; zinc ion binding.